Messenger RNA from Leptosia nina, 1572 nucleotides. The record is from the annotation of a GenBank genome assembly. Lineage: Eukaryota; Metazoa; Arthropoda; Insecta; Lepidoptera; Pieridae.
AUGUUCAAUUUAUGCAUUCUUAACACGGGUCUCCCUACACGUCGUACUAAAGCAAAUGAAAAUAUAAGUGCGAUAGAUCUUUCUAUUUGCUCGCCAGAAUUGGCUUCAUCUAUAUUAUGGCGUCCUCUGGAAACUUCAUUUGGAAGUGACCAUUAUCCGCUAAUGAUGACAGUUCCGAUUAAAAAUAGUUACAAUAAGGUUAAAAAAACACGAUUAAAAUAUAUAUUAAAAAAUGCUGAUUGGGGCAAAUUUAAAGAGAACGUUGAAAGCCGGAUUGAAAAUCUGCCAGAAAUUUCUGCAGGCCAUGAGGAUGCUUGUUCUGAACGUCUGGUUAUAAUAUUUAUUGAAUCAGCAGAUGAUACUUUUCUGCAUAAAUCCACUAAUAGUUCAAAACUCAAAUUUCCAGCAUGGUGGGAUAAAGAAUGCACUAACGCUGUCAAAGAAAGAAAGCGUAUGGAAAGAAUUUACGCGCAUGAUAUGUCCGACAUAAAUUUUGAAAAUCUCUCUCAAACUAUUAAUUUUACCCGGUCACUUCUUAAAACAAAAAAACAAGAAGGGUGGAAAUCUUUUUGUUUAUCUUUGUCCCCUGAUACUUCUCCUGGUGAAGUGUGGAAAAAUAUUAGACGUUUUCGAUCAGCUUUCAAAGAACAAUCAUCCGAUAUUUCUAAGGAAUUAGCUCAUAAAUUUAUAGAUAAUCUGGCACCUCUUACGGUUCCGGAGUAUAUUGAUAGGAUACCCUCAGUUAUCUCCCCUACAGAUCAUAAUUAUAGUUCUUUAGUAGGAUGUCCAUUUAUUUUAGAAGAACUCAAAGGAGUUCUUUCGUGUGUUAAAGAUUCUUCGCCGGGAAUGGACGAGAUUCCAUAUUCCUUUUUAUCUCACCUAUCAGAACCAUGUUUAAAAUAUUAUUUAGACCUAAUAAAUUCAAUAUUGAUGUCUGGGAACAUUCCUCGGUCUUGGAAAUUGCAAGAAAUCAUACCUAUUUUAAAGCCAAAUAAAUCCUCAAGUGAGGUAGCAUCCUAUAGGCCAAUUGCUUUAUCAUCUGUUCUUUGCAAAAUUUCAGAGCAUUUAAUUAAAAAUCGUCUAGAGUGGUAUUUGGAACAUAACCGACUUCUAUCGAGUCAAUUUGGGUUUCGCAAAGCAAAGAGUGCCAUUGACAACAUCUCCAUACUAACUUCAGACAUCAAUAUCGCUUUUUCAUGUAAUCAACAUGUUGUUGCUGCGUUUGUUGAUAUUCGUUCAGCAUACGACAAUGUUGUCAUCUCGAUACUACAAAAAAAACUUUUGAAACUUGGUAUUCCUUAUGUUUUAAUUAAUUUUAUUAUAUCAUUACUAGAACAAAGAUAUAUAUUUUUAAACAUUGAUGAAUCUGUCCAAUUAAAACGUACAAUAAGUAGAGGUCUCCCUCAAGGAUCAGUCUUAAGUCCUCUGUUGUAUAAUAUUUACACACAUGAUUUGGCUGAUUCACUCAAUUCCACUAUUAACAUCCUUCAGUACGCGGAUGAUCUAGUUAUAUACACAAUAGAUGCUAAUUUAAACUGUGCUGGUAAUUUUUUAAAUCAAGGUCUUACUUGA